AUUCAACCCAACAUCAUCUCUAGUACGCCGUUCUCGCGGUACCCUAUCCGGAUGUAGCUGCUGCUGCCCAUGCUUGGGAUUAUUGGCUCUCUUUCACAUCUGUGAAGCUCGCACAACCGCCAUCAUGUCUGACUCCGAUUUUGAGGCCGUUCGAAAGCUCCAGGCGGAGCGCAACGCUGCCGCAGCUGGGAGUAAAGGUUCUAGGACCUUUGAUCCGUCUAGCCAGCGCACUGACAACUCGACCAAGGCCUCCAUGACGGAAUCCUUCGACACGACCCUAUACGACCGCGGUGGCGCCGAGAAAUUUGCCGGCUAUGAUACCUCGAUUGCGGUCGACGGCGAGGAUGAGGAGAUGGAAGAUGCCGAUGCCGGCCACCGCUUGGUCGGCCAAUACACUGCCACCACUAGCCAGAUGGACGAGUUCGCCCGCGGAAAUGGGGUCGAGGAAGAAGACGCCCUGCUCGGGCGCGAAAAGGCUGCCCGGAUCGCCGACCGCGAGUCCGAUUAUCAGAAGCGCCGGUUUGACCGCGGUGGCUUGACCCCUACCAGGGCCGAUCCGUUCGCCGCGAACUCUCAGGCCAACGAGGGGGAAGGCCAGAGCUAUCGUGAAGUCAUGGCCCUCCGCGAGCUGGAAAAGGAAGAACAACGGGUUCAGAAGCUGAUCUCUGAUAGACAGGACUCGGGUGAAAAUGGUGUUCCCGAGCAUGAAGCCACCUUGACAGCGGGGGAUAAGGAGAACGAAGACGCCGGUUCGACCGUUGCUGCCACAGGACGCAAGCGCAAGCAACGGUGGGAUGUGUCAACGGAGCCGACCGACGAGAAAGCCGAGACCCCCGAGGCUCCAGAGUCAAAGCCCAAGCGAUCACGAUGGGACCAAACGCCCGUCCCCGGUGCUCCCGAUGAAGGUUCCAAGCGCCGGUCGCGUUGGGAUCAAGCGCCCUCCCUCACUGCUGCCACCCCCGUCGGCAAUGCAGGCCUCGCCACCCCCAUGCAUCCCUCUCAAGCAGGCGCUACGAUGAUUCCAACUAGCUUUGGUACUGAUAUCUCCGGUCGAAAUGCCCCACUGUCGGACGAGGAGCUGGAUAUGAUGUUGCCCUCCGAGGCGGACGGCUACAAGAUCCUGGAGCCUCCUCCGGGCUACGCCCCGAUCAGGACACCCGCACGGAAGCUCAUGGCAACCCCGGCUCCCGUUGCCAGCUCCACUGGCGUCGGGGGCUUCAUGAUGCAGGAGCCCGAGAGCGUUCGCUCGUUGGGCAAGCAGCUGCCCACCGAUAUCCCUGGAGUCGGUGAUCUGCAGUUCUUCAAGCCGGAGGAUAUGGCCUACUUCGGGAAGCUGAUGGAAGGCGGCGACGAGUCCGUCAUGUCGGUGGAUGAGAUGAAGGAGCGCAAAAUCAUGAGACUGUUGCUGAAGGUCAAGAACGGCACGCCGCCCAUGAGAAAGACUGCCCUGCGUCAGCUCACGGACAAUGCACGGCAAUUCGGAGCCGGUCCGCUGUUCAACCAGAUUCUCCCUCUCCUGAUGGAGAAGUCGCUUGAGGAUCAGGAACGCCAUUUGCUGGUCAAGGUCAUUGAUCGUGUGCUGUACAAAUUGGACGAUCUCGUUCGCCCCUACGUACAUAAGAUUCUCGUUGUCAUUGAGCCCCUCCUCAUCGACCAAGACUACUACGCCCGUGUUGAAGGUAGGGAAAUCAUUUCCAACCUGUCCAAGGCGGCUGGUCUGGCCACCAUGAUCAGUACCAUGCGUCCCGAUAUCGACCACGUUGAUGAGUACGUGCGUAACACGACUGCUCGAGCGUUCGCCGUCGUCGCCUCUGCCCUUGGUAUUCCCGCCCUCCUGCCGUUCCUGCGUGCCGUCUGCCGCAGUAAGAAAUCGUGGCAGGCCCGGCACACUGGUGUCAAGAUUGUCCAGCAGAUUCCCAUCCUCAUGGGCUGCGCCAUCCUUCCUCACUUGAAGGGUCUGGUUGACUGCAUCGCUGAUAACCUUAGCGAUGAGCAAGCCAAGGUGCGAACAGUCACGGCAUUGGCCGUGGGAGCUCUGGCUGAGGCGGCCAACCCUUACGGUAUCGAAAGCUUCGAUGAGAUCCUUAACCCCCUGUGGACGGGCGCCAGGAAGCAGCGUGGCAAAGGACUGGCUGCGUUCCUCAAGGCCGUCGGCUAUAUCAUCCCGCUGAUGGACGAGGAGUACGCCAACUACUACACCAGCCAGAUCAUGGAGAUUCUUCUCCGCGAGUUCUCUUCCCCAGAUGAGGAGAUGAAGAAGGUGGUUCUCAAGGUGGUUUCGCAGUGCGCCAGCACGAAUGGUGUGACGGCGGGGUACCUCAAGGAGCAUGUUCUGACAGAUUUCUUUAAGAGCUUCUGGGUGCGGCGCAUGGCUUUGGACAGAAGAAACUACCGCCAGGUGGUCGACACGACCGUCGACCUUGGACAAAAGGUGGGCGUCGGCGAGAUCCUGGAGCGUGUGGUGAACAACUUGAAGGACGAAAGCGAGCCAUAUCGAAAGAUGACUGUGGAAACUGUGGAGAAGCUCAUUGCCUCCCUCGGGGCUGCCGAUAUCUCGGAAAGACUGGAAGAGCGGCUGAUCGACGGUGUUCUCCACACAUUCCAGGAGCAAAGCAUCGAGGACCUCGUUAUUUUGAACGGGUUCGGAACCGUCGUGAAUGCGCUCGGCACCAGGUGCAAGCCGUAUCUGCCGCAGAUCGUCAGUACCAUCCUCUGGCGACUGAACAACAAAUCCGCUACGGUCCGUCAACAGGCCGCAGAUCUCAUUUCACGGAUCGCCAUGGUCAUGAAGCAAUGUGGCGAGGAUGCGCUCAUGGGCAAGCUUGGUAUCGUGCUGUACGAGUACCUGGGUGAAGAAUACCCCGAAGUGCUUGGUUCGAUCCUGGGAGCUCUGCGUUCCAUUGUCACCGUCGUGGGUAUCAACCAGAUGCAACCGCCCAUCCGCGACCUCCUCCCCCGUCUUACGCCCAUCCUGCGAAACCGUCACGAGAAGGUGCAAGAGAACACCAUCGAUCUCGUGGGUCGUAUCGCCGAUCGCGGACCCGAAGCGGUCAACGCCCGCGAGUGGAUGCGUAUCUGCUUCGAACUGCUCGACAUGUUGAAGGCCCACAAGAAGGGCAUUCGCCGUGCUGCCAACAACACGUUCGGUUUCAUUGCGAAGGCCAUCGGUCCUCAGGAUGUCCUGGCCACCCUCCUGAACAACCUUCGCGUGCAGGAGCGCCAGUCUCGUGUGUGUACAGCCGUCGCCAUCGGUAUCGUCGCGGAGACAUGCGCCCCGUUCACCGUCCUUCCAGCGCUGAUGAACGAAUACCGCGUGCCGGAGUUGAACGUGCAAAACGGUGUGCUGAAGGCCAUGUCCUUCCUGUUCGAGUACAUCGGCGAGAUGGCCAAGGACUACGUCUACGCGGUGACGCCCUUACUCGAGGACGCGCUCAUUGACCGGGACCAAGUGCACCGACAAACAGCCGCCAGCGUCGUCAAGCACGUCGCGCUAGGCGUGGUCGGCCUCGGCUGCGAAGACGCCAUGGUGCAUCUCCUCAACCUUGUCUUCCCCAACAUCUUCGAAACCAGCCCACACGUGAUCGACCGGGUGAUCGAGGCCAUCGACGCGAUCCGCAUGGCCGUCGGCACAGGCGUCGUGAUGAACUACGUCUGGGCAGGCCUGUUCCACCCGGCGCGCAAGGUGCGCACGCCCUACUGGCGACUGUACAACGACGCGUAUGUGCAGAGUGCGGACUCGAUGAUUCCUUACUACCCCAACUUAGACGAUGACGGAUUGGCGCGCUCGGAGUUGGCGAUCAUUGUAUGAACAAAAGCUCGUCGUUUGGAUGUACUUUCUAUUGCACUUGUUUCUUUCUUUGCUACUGUUUCUAGCAUUCGCUUGGGCGGUUUUGAUUUGCGACGGUGUUUCGUUGCUGGCGGGUUGGGAUAUGUAUCUAAUUAGGAGCGGAUAGUAAUGGAUUCUCCAU
Molecule: messenger RNA, 3968 nt
Organism: Aspergillus campestris IBT 28561
Lineage: Eukaryota; Fungi; Ascomycota; Eurotiomycetes; Eurotiales; Aspergillaceae
Product: U2 snRNP complex subunit HSH155
Exons: 2
Coding region: 125-3808 (1227 amino acids)
Biological process (GO): spliceosomal complex assembly
Cellular component (GO): catalytic step 2 spliceosome; U2 snRNP; U2-type prespliceosome
Molecular function (GO): mRNA binding
Source: RefSeq, a predicted model, not a curated record